Molecule: messenger RNA, 207 nt
Organism: Symbiodinium pilosum
Lineage: Eukaryota; Dinophyceae; Suessiales; Symbiodiniaceae
Source: the annotation of a GenBank genome assembly
AUGCAGGAGCUUUUUGAUUUGGGCGGCUCCCCGGUAGCGGUCAACCAGCUGGAGUAUCACCCCUGGGUGCCGGAAAUCCAUCGUACGACCGUUGACUGGUGUCACAGGAACGGCGUGGCUGUAACAGCCUAUGGCUCCAUGGGCAGCAACUCCUAUGCUCCACAGAUCAUCAGCCAGGCAGAUGGUGCUGAGGAGAAUGAUUUUUGA